Penaeus monodon (black tiger shrimp) is the source of this 456-nucleotide messenger RNA. RefSeq lists its product as uncharacterized. Lineage: Eukaryota; Metazoa; Arthropoda; Malacostraca; Decapoda; Penaeidae. Bases 110 to 412 code for a protein of 100 amino acids. The record is from RefSeq and is a predicted model, not a curated record. The transcript has 2 exons.
CUUUGCCUGAGCUCCACAGCAGUGUGCACAGCCUCUCCCGAAAUGAAGUCUUUCAUCGCCUUCAUCGCCUUCGUCGCCCUCGCUCUCUCGUGCUCUCUCGCCGCACCGGAUGGGCACGGGGGCUUUGGCCAUGGAGGACACGGCGGAUACGGACACGGAGGCUUCGGGCAUGGUGGCCACGGAGGCUAUGGCCACGGCGGGCACGGCGGACAUGGCAGCGGUUAUCAUGGCCAUGGAGGUUAUUCUCACAGCUUUUUCCGCCUCGGUUAUGGGCACAGUGGCCACGGUGGGGCUGGCUUCCACGGAGGACACGGGGGUUAUGGACAUGGCCACGGUGGGCAUGGACACGGUCACGGAGGCUUCGGUGGCCACGGCGGAUUCGGUGGAUAUGGCCACUGAAGCAAGAUAUUAGCAGGAUUUUUGAGACAUGGAUACACCUUUAAUUUAUAUCAUGAC